AACGAAGGGAAUAAGAAGUGCCAAUUGACAGCCACAAAAGGCAGCCUGCCGAGAUUUCUACACUGGAAGAUUCGCUCCAAGUCAAUUAUUGCCAAGAUUGGAUUUUUGUCCAGCGGUGAGUGAAUGAACCCUUUGAACAAACCAGAAAUGAUCAGUGAUGUUACCUUACCCUGCCGAUUUCGGUGAUAACAAGAUCCGCUAGUGGAGAGCGCCUGAUGAGAGCUAAAAAGGUUUAGGGUAGGUACGGCUUGACGGUAAAUAGGCACACAAGCACUACAGUCAAAGCACCGCAAUGCACUUCCGGCUUAUGUUGGUACGGUGCAGGACGGCUUUGCCGCAUACAAACCAGGGGCUCCCGGUUGUCCAAACACUCGAUUCAAUCGGCUACACCAAUUGAAACCUGACGCAAUUGGUCCAUGACCGGGCAGCUUGGCAGCUAAUAAUACCUCCCUACCUACCUGUAGCUAGGUACCUACUAACUUCGUACUGGAUCUUACCAUAGGUGCAUACCAACCAGCCUACCUACCUUACCUUAGGUACCUACAUAUCAAAUCGUCAUUGAGGAACAAUUUCAGAUGGCCAUGUACGCGUCACUACACUAAGUUCACGGGACCUUUAGCGAUAUGCAUUCAGCCUGUUGACCUCAGUUGUUGCAGGAUAGCAUACUCAACCAAUUCGCAUCACCCGUAACCUCGAGCAUAUUAACAUAAUGAUCUCGGUCGCCGAUAUUAUGCAGCGCCUGCCAUUCGCCGCGUCAACAACGACUCGGCAGGCUGUCACGUACCUUCUCGGAAUAUCUCUCUUCUCCAUCUCCUUCCUAGUGUUCCUCAAUAGCAGCUUGUCCUUCGUCAUCACCGACUUGAUUGGCGUCAAGGAAGGCGUUGGUGACAUCGUCGGAACCCUCGGCUUCGCAGAUGAGAUCGUUGCUUUGAUUGCAUGUCCCGCCUGGGGCUUGGUCUCUGACCGGUUGGGCGUUCGCCAGGUUGCGGUGGUGGGGUACUCGAUAAUCGGAGCUUCUUUGGUACUGUUUGUCCAGGCUCAGAAUGUCUAUCCGCAGCUCCUCCUGGCGAGGAUUCUGUUUGCUAUAGGAGCUACAUCUGCGGCCACUAUGGUGACUGCAAUCCUGCCUCCCUUAACCGACGAUGCCGACUAUUCCGAGAACGAGAGCGACCGGUCAAAGAAGCCUUCGCACAAUUCGCGAGACAGUGUAGCACUUUCCCUAGAGUCACAGGUCACCAUUACACCGGAGCGGUUUGCUGCACAGCAAGAAGGCGGGGUGGACAAUUCCGCAAACGGAGCAACUGCUCACCUGUCGGAUGCAGACAAGGGCGAUGCGGCCAAACCCUCGGCCCUCGCAGGACUUGUCGGUCUCUUUACAGGCUGCGGCGCUCUCGUAGCACUGUCGAUAUUCUUGCCACUCCCGGUGCGAUUUGGGCACGUUGAAGGUACCACGCCCGCCCAGGCAGUGACAUACUCGUUUUAUGUUGUUGCCGCCGUUGCUUUCUGUGUGGCUGGCUUCGUGGCUUGGGGUUUGCGCGGAAUAAAAGGGGAGGAAGGCAAGGGCUGGCAGAUGCUCCUUGGUCGCUCACGUUGUGAUGAUGAAAAUGAAGGGGACCGCGUUUUGUCUCAGGCAGCCUCUUUGCGCCGUCGAAGAUCACAGUGUCGCCGAGCCGGGCAACCUUCUGUACAAGAUAGAUACCUCCCCUACGGCCAGCUUCUCAAAGACUCGGUUCGCCUUGGCUUUGUAGAUCCUCAGAUCGGUCUCGGCUACCUCGGUGGGUUUGUGGCCCGCGCAUCGACAGUUGCCAUUUCACUAUUCAUCCCGCUUUUCAUCAACACAUACUUCAUCCGCAAUGGUUUCUGCCAGGGCUCACCUCACGACCCGUCACCGGAGCUGAAGAAAGAAUGCCGAGCCGCGUAUGUCUUGGCAUCAAUUCUCACCGGUGUUGCGCAGCUGUUCGGACUUGUUUGUGCCCCUAUAUUUGGGUAUCUAGCCAGUCGUGCGACAGCAAAGGUCAAGUUCAAUGUGCCCGUCGUUGUAGCUACAAGUUUUGGCAUAAUUGGGUAUAUCCUGUUUGCGAGGCUCCAAAGUCCCGAGUUCAAGGAUGUAGAUGGUCGUGGCGGGGGCCCAUGGGUGUUCCUGGUCGCGGCAAUGCUGGGAAUCAGCCAGAUUGGCUGCAUCGUUUGCAGUCUUGGUUCACUUGGCCGCGGCGUCUUGACUGUGGAUUUGCCCGCCAGUGCCCAAAUCCCGGAGGAGCAAACUCACGCCUCAGGGGACGAAAGAGCUCCGUUGCUUCCAGCCGACGGGGCUGAGCAGGGGGGAGUAACGAUACGACAGUCGCCAGCAGUGUCCCGCGUUCGCCUCAAGGGAUCUAUCGCUGGCGUAUACAGCUGGUGCGGUGGCGCUGCAAUCUUGCUCCUCACCAAACUAGGAGGCUUUCUCUUUGACAAGUGGUCGACGGGUGCUCCUUUCUACAUGAUGGCUCUCUUCAAUGCUGUAUUACUUGUGGCAGCACUUGGAGUUGACGCUGCCAGAUUUUACAAUUCCUGCAAAUGAGGAUGAUAUGGAAAGGCAGUUUUCGACUUGUAUUUAUUCGGUCUGUGGAUAUCUCACAUCAAAAUCGAAAUACAAUUAAAAACAAAUAGUUAAAUAAACAAACAAAAAGCUACUUUGGCUACCAAUAGUGUUUCUAGCCACGAGACAUUAUGUGUCGUGGGAUAUCCC
This is a messenger RNA of Pyricularia oryzae 70-15, 2725 nucleotides long. RefSeq lists its product as uncharacterized. The record is from RefSeq and is a predicted model, not a curated record. NCBI's taxonomy places the organism in Eukaryota, Fungi, Ascomycota, Sordariomycetes, Magnaporthales, Pyriculariaceae. The transcript is spliced from 3 exons. The coding region runs from base 710 to 2557 and encodes 615 amino acids. Gene Ontology annotation, biological process: transmembrane transport. Gene Ontology annotation, molecular function: transmembrane transporter activity.